AUGGGAAAUUGUUGUUCAUCAUCGAAAAGAACAAAUGGAUAUGAUUCACAUUCAACUCCAUCCGAAGAUCCAAACAAAAUAAUAGACGAAAGCGAUAGUCAUCAUCAUCAUCACCUUUUCCACCACCAUCAUAAAAGACAUUCUGGUAAUGAGAUGAAGCCAGUAUACCCAGAAAAUAAAAGAAAUUCAUUAAAGUCAUCAACAGGUUAUCAUCAUAAAGUUGUAGACGAAGACAGGGAAGAUUUAAUUUCGGCAUCUGUGCAUCAAAAAGACCCAUAUGAAUUAGUUCAAUCUCCCCCAACAAACAUAAUAAAUAAUAAUAUAAGCAAUGGUGAACAUCAAUCUCAAUAUCCAAAAUCCUAUCCACAUACACACAGCAGACAACUUUCAACUGAAAAAGUAGGUAGUUUCGAGCCACAAUUUAAAACCCCAAUAACAUCAAUACCACAACAUAUGAGAAUGGAAGGUUUCCAAAGAGUAAAACAUAAUUCAACUUCUUCAUUAUAUAUAAAAAGUACAUUAUCAACACCUGAUAAUGAUGAAAUUUUAAGAUGUAUGGCAAAUGCUUUAUUAUAUCAUAUCGAGAGAGGCGCACAAUUACCCCAAAAAACUGUUGAAAUUUUUAGCGAAGAAAAAUAUCCAAUUACAAAAAAUAAAGCAGAUUUAAGAACAAAUCCUACAGUAGAUACCAUUUAUAGAUUUAUUAGGGAUAUAUUUAAGGCCGAAAAAUUAGACCCAGAAUGCGCAAUUAUGUGUUUAGCUUAUAUUGAAAGAAUUAUUACUUUUACAGGAAUUACUUUAAGUGCACUUAGUUGGAGAAGAAUUACAUUGUCAGCAUUAAUUUUAGCCUCUAAAGUUUGGGAAGAUCAAUCAGUUUGGAAUGUUGACUUCCUUCCAGUAUUUGAUAAUCUUACAGCCGCCGAUUUAAACAAUUUAGAAAGACAGUUUUUAGCUAUGCUCCAAUAUAAUGUUAGUCUUACUGCAAGUGUAUAUGCUAAGUACUACUUUGAACUUAGAAACUUUUCAAAAUUAGAUUCAAACCAAUUUCCUCUUAAACCUUUGGAUAAAUCAGGUGUUAGAAGACUGGAAGAUUAUUCUAAAGCAUCGGAAUAUAGAGUGAAACCAUUUAAAAGAAGCGCAAGUGUUGAUCAAAUUAAUCCUCCAGAAAUUCAUACAAGAUUGGUUAUAAAUUAA
This is a messenger RNA of Dictyostelium purpureum, 1194 nucleotides long. RefSeq lists its product as uncharacterized. Lineage: Eukaryota; Evosea; Eumycetozoa; Dictyosteliales; Dictyosteliaceae. Gene Ontology annotation, cellular component: plasma membrane. The transcript has 3 exons. Gene Ontology annotation, biological process: regulation of cyclin-dependent protein serine/threonine kinase activity. Gene Ontology annotation, molecular function: protein kinase binding. Bases 1 to 1194 code for a protein of 397 amino acids. The record is from RefSeq and is a predicted model, not a curated record.